AUGUCACAGUACGACCCUGUUCUGGACACAUACAAGGAGGCGAGCAAACCUGGUACAGACGUAGAACAGCCUAAAAUAGUGCACAAUGAAAAUUCAACACUACUCAACGGCCAAUCAUUUCCCCUAAACCGGGCCCAAUUACCGUCGAAUUUGCCCAGCUUCUCAGAACAACGUCCCACCGCGUAUGCUCCUCCGUUGAUACCUCCAAUCCAGCCACGGGAACCUUCUGAACAGCCAAAUACCUUCACCCCAACCACGGAAAUGGUGAUCGAAAUGGCCAAAAAUAGAGAGCAAUUUGUUGCUGGAAAGGACCACCAAGCUGGUGUUGGAGCAACCGAUCAUGUUAUUGCCGGUGAGAGCGCUGGUCUGCUUCCAUCACCACUUUCGACACAACGAGAGAUUUCUGAACUGGUUACUUCAGUUCCUUCAUCCGCUGGUAUGCGAACCAGUCGAGUCGUCUAUAACGUUCCACCCAAAACAGAACCUGAACCGCCUCGCAAAAAGGCAAAGAAAAAGCCCACAAACCAAGUUGCAACCUCCAAAAGUGCCCGGCAUUUGAAAAAGGCCGAUGGGGAACCCUUUUGGAGAAAAGACAUUCAGUACGAUUUCUUGCAAGCAGUUUUCGAUGACCAGACGAAGGCAUUCACAAACUCGUUUCCACACUGCGAAAUCUUGGCAUCGUGUAAUGAACCCAAACUCACGUUUUGUGAUCUCUAUAUUCGUACGAUUGCCGAGCUGGGUAAAUGCUCCAAGAUCUUGCGUGAGAGAUUGCUUCGUAACCGAGAAAUGGGCAAAUCUGUGGCCAAGGUAUGUCUUUUGGUAAACUCAGGAAGACUCAACACCACCAUAAAUUUUGUUCCGGAUAUGCGCUCGCUUAUGAGAACCUAUCAUUCGAUUCCAUCACUUCAGGCCGAUCCUAUAUACGGAGGUUCCAAACCGUUGCAAGAUACACCUCGUAUCAAAUCGAUUUUGAAGGCGGUGACGGAAGUUGACCCUCCUUUGCGUUCAUUGGAUCAUGUACUUCAAUAUCCACCAGCAAAGAAACCCAAUGUGACUCCUACACAAUUAAUAUUUUUCAUGAGCAACACGUUUAAACCAAUAAGGUUUCAACAUGACCCUUCAGAUCCCGCCGUAGAGCAUCCAGCUGUCACCGCCUUUUUAGGUGAAGGAAACCGUUUCAUGGAGUUUUUCAUGAAUUCAAAGAUACAUCCUGCCAAUAGAGCAAAGCGGUUCUUAUGGCUCAUGUAUACAUAUAUUGAGACAAGCUUCACGGAGGAAGAGUUGAAGCUUAAUCCCUUCCAUUCAAGCAUAAUUAAUCCUAUUGAGUUAUUGGAGGAUGGACAAGUGGAUGACUUUGACAAAGACACCGACUAUGAGAUCCAGUAUUCUGAAAAAAUGUACAGCACAAGACUCAAGUGCAUUGCAGAAGAAGAGCACAAUACACUACCCAAGAGAGGCAAUAAGGCCAAAAAGUCUAAUGUGGAUGAUUAUGACGAAUCCUUUGACGUCCAUAGUCCAGACCCUCAUGGGGACGAUUUCGAAUAUCAUCAUCCAGCCAAGAAACAAAAAGUUGCAGACCCUACUCCUGUUUCUACUCAUGAUCUCUUGAGCGAUGAUAUUGACUACUCACAGUACACUCUUGGAGAUGAUUUGGUAGACGGCUUUGAAGGACCGGUUCCCGCACAUUUACCCCAGAUUCCAAUCAAAGACUUGUGUGAUAUAUACAUGGCAUACACAGACAGUUACCCCCGAGUUCCUCGAAGUUACACCUCGGCAGCUUCACAGCAGAAUAUAGCUGCCAAGUCAGCACCAUACAUACAUCAAGCCAGUGAAGAUUACAAGCUGACGAAAACCAGCUUUGAGGCGAGAAAAGCAGCUUUGAAAGAAUGGAUGAGAAAAUAUUUUGAGGCUAGAAAAGAUAGUGGAAACCGUUUGGUCGGUAUAGAAUGGGAACGUUUGCGGUACGAUGUAUUAAGUGGUGUUGAAGGUUUUAUGUACCGUCACACGGCAAAGGUCUUGGAAGCACUUCAAAAGAGUGUUAAUAAUUCCAAUGAAGAAAUCAAGAUUCCCGAAAUGGAAUUUCUUCCAGUGUACGAGUUUGACAAGAUUGGACAACAAGCAGAUUAUUUGUGCAAGGUGCUGUCGUUCUGUGAGGAGUUAUACCCCAAAGUUGUUCCCGCACAUGCCACAACCACUAAAAUGACGUUUGAUUUGGAAAAUGAGGUAUUGAAGUUAGAGUAG
Molecule: messenger RNA, 2241 nt
Organism: Meyerozyma guilliermondii ATCC 6260
Lineage: Eukaryota; Fungi; Ascomycota; Pichiomycetes; Serinales; Debaryomycetaceae
Exons: 1
Coding region: 1-2241 (746 amino acids)
Cellular component (GO): Ino80 complex
Source: RefSeq, a predicted model, not a curated record